Danaus chrysippus (African queen) is the source of this 294-nucleotide messenger RNA. NCBI's taxonomy places the organism in Eukaryota, Metazoa, Arthropoda, Insecta, Lepidoptera, Nymphalidae. The record is from the annotation of a GenBank genome assembly.
UUGUUGGGGCCAUUAACGUGGCGGCGAGUGAAGGAUGACCGCGGGCGAGCGGGGGGCGAGGGGCGAGGGGAGGGGCGCGGGGAGGAGGAAUCGUGCUGUUAUACGGGAAUAAUAAAAACUGUAGCCGCUGGAGCCGAAAACGUGGGCUCAGAACGAGAUUCAGAAGUAUGUUGUAACGGGACAUUAAAGGCCAGCGGUCUGUGGAUGUGGACGUGUGUUAUGAAGGGUAUGAGGGGUCAACGACCUCCAGCUGCCUGCCCGAAUGACAUCCUGACUGCCCAGAAGUACGACUGA